Messenger RNA from Mangifera indica (mango), 1195 nucleotides. Its product is annotated as cinnamoyl-CoA reductase 1-like. Gene Ontology annotation, molecular function: 3-beta-hydroxy-Delta5-steroid dehydrogenase (NAD+) activity. Gene Ontology annotation, biological process: steroid biosynthetic process. The coding region runs from base 147 to 1076 and encodes 309 amino acids. NCBI's taxonomy places the organism in Eukaryota, Viridiplantae, Streptophyta, Magnoliopsida, Sapindales, Anacardiaceae. The transcript is spliced from 5 exons. The record is from RefSeq and is a predicted model, not a curated record.
AUCUUUUCUACCUGUCUUCUAACCACACUCUUUCAAUGCUUCAAUAAAUGCUUCCCUCUGCUUCCUCCUCCUUUCUCUAAUUUAACCCUUCUUCGCAUCACAGAAAUCAUUGCCUUUUUUCAGUUUCAAAUUUCUAUUAAAUUUCGAUGGCUCCAACGUCGCCCCAUGAUGAAACUUGUUCCAAGACUGUUUGUGUAAUGGACGCUUCCGGCCACCUGGGCUCCUCUCUCGUCCACCGUCUCCUGCACCGUGGCUACAACGUCCAUGCUGCCCUCCACAGCCAUGCAGGGAGUUUAAAAAAUUUAGAGGAAAUUAGUUCCAGCAACAAGAAAUUGAAAGUAUUUGAAGCAGACCCCUUUGAUUAUCAGAGCAUAAUGGAUGCUUUGAGAGGAUGUUCAGGCUUGUUCUACUCCUUUGAGCCUCUAUCUGAUUCCGAUGAUGACUUAAUGGCGGAAGUAGAGGUGAGAGCAGCCCAUAAUGUGCUGGAAGCAUGUGCCCAAACAGAUACAAUACACAAAGUUGUUUUCACUUCAUCUGUCACAGCCGUUAUAUGGAACGAUAACCGUAAUACGACGUCGUCUGAUCUUGACGAGAGAAAUUGGAGUGACAUUAAUUUUUGUAAGAAGCAUAAGUUAGGGCAUGCGUUAUCGAAGACGCUGGCAGAGAAAACAGCAUGGGCAUUGGCGAUGGAUCGAGGGAUAAAUAUGGUGUCAAUAAAUGGAGGGUUGAUGAUGAGUCCCGAUUUGACCAUCAUGAAUCCAUAUUUAAAAGGAGCGGCUGAGAUGUAUGAAGAUGGACUGUUUGUUACAGUGGAGCCCAAGUUCAGUGUUGAUGCUCAUAUAUGUGUGUUUGAAGAUGUAUCAUCAUACGGACGCUAUCUCUGUUUCAACCACGUCAUCAAUUGUAAUAAUGAAGCACUUAAGCUGACUCGCAUCUUAUUGCCAUCCUCCGACAAUACGCCACCGCUAAGUUUGGAGGAUACAAGAAUUCACCAACAGAGAAUAAGCAACAAGAAAUUGAACAAACUGAUGGUAAAUUUUGAGGGAGGGCUUCAAGUUGAUUGUUCAGAGGCAUAGACUACUAGAAUAUAUAUUUAUUUAUAUUUUUCCAAAUGAAUUUCUUAUAUUAAUUUGUUUGACAACAUUGUCCUAAUACCUUGAAGUAAAAAUCGUCAACUCAUAAAAUCUUGAUUUCA